AUGGGCAUUUUCUCCAGCAAAAAUGCCCAGUAUGCAGUCGGACCAGAGUUGGCUGCUCUGCUCCCGCAAGAUGGCAUACCAUGGUACCGCAAACGGCAUCUUCUACGGCUGAAUGCUAUCCUGAUCAUACCGUGGCUGUCUGCAGCAGCCUACGGGUUUGAUGGCUCAAUGAUGAACGGCCUUCAGUCACUGACUCAAUGGCGUGAGUAUUUUGACCAUCCUGAUGCUUCGAUCCUGGGUGUCAUGAACGCCAUCUACCCUAUCGGCAAGUUCUUCGGGUUGUUCCUCACGGCCUGGUCCAACGACCGUUAUGGGUGGAAACCCCCGAUCAUUGCCGGCCUCAUCUUGUUGGUGAUCGGGGCGGCUAUCCAGGGCGCGGCGCAGCAUGUGGCCAUGUUCAUCGUUGGCCGUCUUGUUCUCGGGUUUGGAACAGCCUUUGUUGCUCAGGCAGCACCGAUCCUGGUCUCGGAACUGUCCUAUCCCACCCAUCGCGGCAAGUUCACAGCGCUCUAUUACAAUACAUAUCACCUCGGAGCAGUCAUCGCAGCUUGGUCCACUUACGGAACGUUUCGCAUCAUUUCCAACUGGUCGUGGAGGAUUCCAUCCAUCCUUCAAGGGGCCGUUCCCUUGCUGCAGCUCUGUCUUGUUCUCUUCGUCCCCGAGUCUCCCAGAUGGCUAGCGGCCAAGGGCCGAACAGCAGAGGCACGGAGAACUCUGGUCAAACACCACGCCGGAGGCGACGAGUCAUCGGCUCUAGUCACCUUUGAACUUAAGGAGAUCGAGGAAAGCAUCCGCGCUGAGAGACUGAUUAAUUUCGAGACCUCGUAUGUCGACCUCAUUCGAACCCCCGCGAACCGCAAACGAACUUUUAUCGCGGUAAUGGUUGGUUGGUAUGCCACCUGGAGCGGCGUCGCCGUCAUUGCCUAUUACCUGACUCUUGUCCUCGACACUAUCGGCAUCACGUCGGCGAGCUCUCAAACCCUGAUCAACGCCCUACUGCAGCUUUUCAACUUCUUUGCCGGCAUUACCGCCUCGACACUCGUCGAUCGCGUCGGGCGGCGCAAGUUAUGGCUGGGCGCUACGGUGGGCAUGCUGGUGUGCUAUGUCAUCUGGACAGCUCUCUCUGCCCGGUUCCAGCAAACCGAAAGCGUCUCGGUCGGCCGGGCGGUGGUCGCCUUCAUCUUCCUGUACUACUUCUGCUAUGACUUCUUCAUUCCGCUCCUGAUCUCAUACCCGAUCGAGAUCUUUCCGUACACACUGCGGGCUCGCGGCCUCGGGGCUUCCAUGGCAACAAACCAGGUCGCCUUGAUCGUGGCGCAGUUUGUCAACCCGCGCGGACUCACCAACAUUGGCUGGAAAUACUACAUCGUCUUCUGCGUUCUCUUGGUCGUCCUGCUAGUCAUCGAGUACUUCUUCUUCCCCGAAACGAACAAGCGGACACUGGAAGAGAUCGCCGAGAUCUUCGAGGGGCCUCGUCCGGAAGGAAACGUGGCGGCGGCCGCUAUUGACGAGGUCGCCAUGGCCAAAGGGAGAAUCGCCGUCGAAGUGGAAAUGACAGGACAGGAGGAGACCAACACAGUGAGGACGAAGUAG
Messenger RNA from Fonsecaea nubica, 1593 nucleotides. RefSeq lists its product as hypothetical. Gene Ontology annotation, biological process: transmembrane transport; carbohydrate transport. The transcript has 5 exons. Gene Ontology annotation, molecular function: carbohydrate:proton symporter activity. The record is from RefSeq and is a predicted model, not a curated record. NCBI's taxonomy places the organism in Eukaryota, Fungi, Ascomycota, Eurotiomycetes, Chaetothyriales, Herpotrichiellaceae. Bases 1 to 1593 code for a protein of 530 amino acids. Gene Ontology annotation, cellular component: membrane.